This is a messenger RNA of Xyrichtys novacula (pearly razorfish), 4059 nucleotides long. NCBI's taxonomy places the organism in Eukaryota, Metazoa, Chordata, Actinopteri, Labriformes, Labridae. The record is from the annotation of a GenBank genome assembly.
AUGGUAGGUGAAACCUUAUUUCAAUAUUUAAUUGAAUAGAAGCAUAGCCGCUUAAUACAAAAGUGUUUUUUACUGAUGAAGAAAUCUGGACAGACUUGUAGAAAGGAUGUUAAAUGCUUAUUAACACGUGUUUGACCUGGCUGUAUGAGGCUCACUUACUGACAUUUUGUUUUAACCUUACCUUGCCAAGCUGAUAAAAUGAUUGCAAUAAACAAAACAAGAAAUAUUAAAAAAAAAGAAAAAAAAACUCUCCGCUUAUGGGUGCAGCUCCAGCUCCACUUAAAAUUCAAAUGAAGAUCCUGCUGCACCAGGUUGUUGUCCUUGGGUGCUCUAUUUCAUUUUAAACAACUUCACUAACCUGAUUUCUUGAACAAAAACAAGAACAACAGGUAGACAGCAUUAUCCUCUAGUGCUGAUUGUUCCUACCUUAGAAUUAAAAUAACUAACUGAACACUGAGGCACUAAGAACAAUCAAUCAUCAAGCCAGCUCCUAUCUAGAUAAAGAAAACCUUAUGUAAACGCUCAAUGGAAAUAAAAGACGUAAAGAAAAUAGUUUGACAGAAUUCAGUGAAAAAUACAUGUUGUGUUUGAGUGAAUAAGAAAAAAUCUGUCACGACAAAGAAGUGCUGUAGAGUGCGCUAAGGCAGUCUGUCAAAGGAUCUAGCUGUACGCAAACUUCCAUAUAAGAUUUAACAGUGAAUCGUGGACAGCAACACUUCGUAGUUUAAAAUUUCAUUCAUAUCGGCUCCUCUUCUUGAAGCUCAAUUUACAGCCACAGCUCAAUUUUUCUGUUUCAAGUCUGUCUUUUUAUUUUCUAGCUCAAGCUGAGACUCCCACUGUCACUCCAUCAGGUAACAGCAAAACACCAGUUCAUAAUCUGAAAUACCUGCUCUGACAGCCAAAAUGCAAAUCACUCAAUCACUAUCAUUCGUAUCGGCUCCUCUUCUUUAAGCUCAAUUUACAGCCAAAGCUUAAUUUUUCUGUUUCAAGUCUGUCCUUUUAUUUUCUAGCUCAAGCUGAGACUCCCACUGUCACUCCAUCAGGUAACAGCAAAACACCAGUUUAUAAUCUGAAAUACCUGCUCUGACAGCCAAAAUGCAAAUCACUUAAUCACUAUCAUUCAUAUCGGCUCCUCUUCUUUAAGCUCAAUUUACAGCCAAAGCUUAAUUGUUCUGUUUCAAGUCUGUCCUUUUAUUUUCUAGCUCAAGCUGAGACUCCCACUGUCACUCCAUCAGGUAACAGCAAAACACCAGUUCAUAAUCUGAAAUACCUGCUCUGACAGCCAAAAUGCAAAUCACUCUGCCUUCACUUCAACAGCACAAGUUCAGCAACACUUCUUUUAACUGCAUAGAUGAUAUAGUUUCUCAACCUCAAACUUUUCUUGCUCUUGUAUCGAACAUGAUAUGAUUGUCUUUUAAAACUACACUGUUUUUUUUUCCUUUCCUGCUGUAAUUUAAAUAUCCUGUUGGUGGUCAAAAGAAGCAUUAUCUUGCUUUUUUAACAGGCCCAAAUAAGCAUGAUAUAUAAGGUUUGUCAGACUGGCUUAUUCACAUUUAUUUACUACUUUGACAGGUUGUCCUAAACUUGCUCAGUGCUAUCAAAUUUAAAUAUACCUGUUGUAUUUGGUUGGUGGAUUUUAUGCUUAAAAUUUCAGCUAUAAGUGUGUCUGUGUGGGUGUGAGGGGAAUAUGUGUAUGUGUGGGACUAGCCUAAUAAUAACAUAAAGGCUCAUGCUGUAACAUAUUUGAUUAAUCAGACAUUAGCACUCCAGUUUGUGUCAAUAGCUGUGUUUACAAGAGCACAAAUAAUCGAAAUAAAUCCCCGAUCGGAGUAAUAAUGCGCCAUGUAAACAUGCCGAUUGGAAGAUUCUGAUCCAAUUCGGCUCAAUGGGAAAGAAAUUGUAUUCUGAUUGACAGGGGUGGUUUAUGCCGAUCGUUAUUCUGAAACGCGUCCAUUUAAACACUUAUUCCGAUCGUGACUCUCUUACCUGACUCCAUCUUCACUCUUUAACCUUUGGCUUCUUCACUGAGGCCAGUACAGGAGGUUUCAGUAUUAACACACUGGCAUUAAACACAACCGCAGGUGCCGUGUCUGCUCUUCCUGUAACAUAACAAGGCAUACAUACAGCGUAAUGAUGUCACAUCUGCACGCACAGUGCCGCCUUUGACAGAACAGUGAACUAAGUACGCAAGGGCGCCAUCUAGUGGCAAUGUUUGACACGGGGGAAACUCCUGAAUGGGAUGGAGUGAGUCACUACCACGUUUGUUGGUUUGUUCACAGCACAGGCGUAAAUACAACAUUUCUUCUGCGGUUUUUUUAGCGAAAUCAGACAACUCUGCGCACGUCUUCUGCGGAUCUAAACGAUUUCUGCCGACUUUGCAAAGUCAGCUGCAUAAUUAACGGCGUUCUGAAUGAACGGAGCUUUGAAAGGUCCCGCAGCAUGUGUUAGACGUCACAUCUACACAUGGGGAAUACACGCUCCCAAUGGGCCGAAGUCCAGACUGUUGUGGGAAGGAACGGCAAGUGAUUCACGCAACAGGAUGGCCCAGCCAGGCUAGGAGUUCUCAGGUGCAGUCCCAAUGCUGGAUUGGUUAGUAGGCUAACUAUCAAAACCACUGACACAUCCAGCUGGAAGUUGCCAAUUACCAGGGUUGCAUGUUAACCUUUGAAAGUGAUUUCUGCUUUUCUCAUCCUACAUCAUCUUAUAGCCCAUGCCUUGCUUCAAAUUACUGCUACAGCUGAAGUGGGCACAUUGUGUCAUAGAGAUAACCAUCCCAGCAAAACAUAGUACACUGUAUUGCCGUCAGGGUAAACUCAGUCUGGAGUAUUCACCUGACUGUGAUGGGCAAGUUUGGAAAAAGUCAGGACCCGAAUGUGUGGAAACUACCUUGAAAUUAAAUAAUCACAAUUUUUCAAGUCACCAAAGACAGGAUAGUAUCAUUAGAAAUAAGUCAAGUCUCAGUCUUUUACAGUUGAUCCAUGUGUGUGUAUUUCAGGUUGUGCAGGUCCACCUCUGUUGUGUUGCACCGGUAAAAACAACAGCUGUGACAGAGGAUGUUUCUGUGAUGAAGCCUGUUUGUUAUUCGGUGACUGCUGUCCUGACCACAACCCAACAUGCACAAAAUGUACGUAAGGCUGAAUGGAUGCAAAAGAAAGAGGGUAUAUAGUUAAUUCAUAUAGGGUUGUGAUCAUUACUGACUGCUAGAAGGCUCACAGUUUUAAACCAGGGAUGUAAAAAUCAAUCACCAAGGGGAAGAAAACAUGGGUCUAACUUGAUGGAUGAAAAAAUAUAAAGGUAAAAUAAUUUCUUCUUGACUAUUGAUUUCCUAACAGCUCCAACAAGCAGUUCAUCCUCAGCCUCCACAGUGUCUCCUACCACAGCAGCUGACAAAACAAACAGCAGCUCAUCUCCACCGUCAAGAAACAGCACAGUUUUAGCAACAACACACAACACAACGACAAGAACAACACAAGUUCUCAAAACCUCUGCAGCUUCCACACUUACUGAUACCUCACCAACAACCAGCAGAACAGAUAGCACUGCAACAUCUCCGCUGGUGGAGGACAUGACAACUUUGAAGUUUAGUGUCUCUGCCACUACAGCAACAAGCCAAAUGAGGACUACAAGUAGCAGUAUUAACACUACACCAGCAGAUGGCCCCACAACUUCAGCAUCUACACUCUCCACUGCUACAGGUGGGUCAUUGAAAUUAAAAUUAUACAUUUACACCGAGUUUAGUACAUUUCUCUUUUUCAGUGAUGCAUUUAACUUCAAGAUUUAAGAUUGAAAAACAUCUUUUUGUUCUUUUUUUCAGGUAUUCAUAAAGUGACUGCUCACCUAAAAGUUUCUGUUUUAGCCAAUGAGAACGAGAAAGAAGAAGCGAUUUCAGAGGCUCUAUCGAAGGUAGGCGCAGUCAUCCUCCAAAAAUACAUCAUGCACAUGUAGUGUCAUUCACAAAAGCCUUUGAUACAGUGUGUCUUUCAGUUUUUUUCCCAGAUCCUGCUCAAGAUGAACUGUGAGGGCUGCACUGCGACUAUCAAACACAUUAAACCCACCUGA